AACCUCUCCGUUGCUAAGCUAAAACUAAUACUGCUUUCCACUCCGUGGCUGUAGAUUUGGAAAUAUAAACGUGGUGAUGUGAUACAGCAAAUAAGAGGAUGAGGAAGUUCCAGAUAUUUCGCAAAUAAUAUAUGAAAUGUGUAAAAUAGACGGGUUAUUGCAAAGACAUACGUUUUACAGCAAGAUCAGACAGGCAGGUAUUUUACUACAUGCGCGAGCGCACUGACAUCAGGAAAGGCUAUCGUUAACCUAACGCUUUGCCAACUUCCAGUUUCACUGUCCAGGCUUUCGUUUUAGGUAGCCUAGCAGGUUGAGCAACAACGAUGCAUGUGUUAGUGAACAUUGGGUUCAUUUCAGUUUGUGAAUGGUUGAAUAGACUUGGGCUAUAAAGCAUGUCAUAUCCUAAAUCAAAGGAAAACGACGGAGAAUCACACCAGCUACAUAACCUUAGCUAACUGAGAUAUUGGAUGGAGCCCAUCAAUUGUAUUCGUGGUGGUAUGACUUGCAAUACAUUCUGGCCAGCUAAUGUUAUGUAUUUUGAUUGCCAUAUCUGCACACCUGGUUCGUUUGACUAAUUGGGCCACCCCAAAUUCAUAGAAAAAAAUAUUAGGCUGAGUAAUUGCUGCAAGGUAGCGUAAUUAAACUUGAUGUGAUGUUAGUGUUAGGCUACAACAAGGCGGCUAACGUUAACCCUACUCAUUUAAUUAUUUAGCUUUUUUUUUCACGCGCUAAAAUAGCAAUGGUUGCAUAUUUCACUCUGCCGAUUAACGUUACCCCACCUUUAACGUUUCUUUGGACUGCCAUUGGUUUUGAUUUUUUUUUAAAUCUCCAGGUCAUCACAUGGGAGUGCCAUUGACUCUAUGCCAGCAUCAAACUGCAAGGACAGUGAUAGAAACGCGGAAAACGUCACUGAGCCGAGCUCAAGAAAAGUUUGUCAAUUGAGGAAAUAUACCGACCGACCACUUAGCCUAGGCUAUAGUUAAUGUCCAUGACAUAUUAUCCCCUGACAACUGUCUGUGUGGGAACAUCAGAACGCGCGCUACAGCCGUUGCACCUGUCGGCACAGCAGCAUGCCUUCAUCGGAACCAUAGCCCACACAAGCUACAGACAAGUUACUUUUCACAGGACAACAGAAAAUAGGAUUUGGAAUUUUAUGUAUUUACUUGAACACUUUCGGGCUGACUGCAUCACGGCGAAGCAUUGGUUAGGCUACAUCUUUGCUGACGAUUAACUGAACAAGCAUGCCGAACUACAUUGCAAGUAUAGUUUUUGUUUGUGGCCUGUUUGGCCCUAUGCUAUAGUCUAGCCCACUGAUUCUGUUGGAGCAAAAGCCUAUAGUUUUCAAAACUGAUCCUAAGGGCACACACGUUAUAGCACAACUGAUUCGCCAAUGAUGUGGGUUUCUACCUAGCGGUUACCACUGCCGGAAACUUUUAAUGAUGCACUGAAGAGAACUGAUAGCAGGAGUAAAUCACCAAUACGGAUCCAGGAUUCAACUAUGCCUGUAAGAAAAAAAGACACAGCUAGGGCCCUAGGCCUUUUGGAAGACUACUGUGCUAAACUGAGGAAGCCAGAGGAACAACAGCUCAAAACUGCCAUUCAGAGAGUGAUGGGGGUCUUCAAAACCAGCCUGUUCCAAGCACUGCUUGAUAUCCAGGAGAUCUAUGAGGUGACGCUGCUGAACACCCAAAAGAGCUGCGAGCAGAAGCUGGAAGAGAUCAACCACAUGGCUGACAAGUGGGAUCAAACAGGCACGGGCUUCCCCACCACAGUGCUACAACACGCCUGCCCAACAGAGAUGAGGGAGCGGAGCAGCUCGGAGCCCAGUAGGAAGGUGCAGACUGAGAUCAGUGUAAAAGUCUCUGAAAACAGGCCGGCUGCGGUGCAGGGGUCCCCACACACUGGCCAGCCCCCGGCAUGCAUGAACCCCGACUUGAUGAACGCUCCCUGGCAGUAUCGCUAUGAAGAUGAGGACUCUCCGCCUGAGCACGGGUUCCCGCGGCUGACCAACGAGGUGCGCGCCCCUGAGUUGGUGCACGUGUCGGAGAAGAACCUCUCAGAGAUUGAGAAUGUGCAUGGCUACGUGUCCCACUCCCAUAUCUCCCCGCUCAAGCCUGCACUGGUUACCCGUUUUGAUCUUACAUACCCGGGUGUGACUGCAGCAAACUACCUGGCGAGUCCCGCCCCAAUAAUUGUCAACACGGAUACUCUGGAGUCUGUACCUUACGUCAACGGGACAGAAAUUGAAUACGAGUUUGAAGAAAUCACACUAGAGCGGGGGAACUCAGGGUUGGGCUUCAGCAUAGCUGGAGGGACAGAUAACCCCCAUGUCGGCGAUGACCCAGGGAUCUUCAUCACCAAGAUCAUCUCUGGUGGCGCGGCAGCAGAGGAUGGCAGGUUAAGAGUGAAUGACUGCAUCCUGCGGGUGAAUGAUGCCGACGUGUCCGAGGUGUCCCACAGUAAGGCUGUGGAGGCGCUAAAGGUGGCCGGCUCCAUCGUCAGGCUCUACGUUCGCCGGAGGAGACCCAUGCUGGAAACUGUCAUUGAGAUCAAACUCAUCAAAGGACCAAAAGGGCUGGGCUUUAGCAUCGCAGGAGGGGUGGGCAACCAGCACAUCCCGGGGGACAACAGCAUCUAUGUAACUAAGAUCAUAGAUGGCGGUGCAGCACAGAAGGACCAGCGCUUGCAGGUUGGAGACAGGCUGCUUAUGGUGAACAACUACACUCUGGAAGAGGUCUCCCACGAGGAGGCAGUAGCCAUACUGAAGAACACGUCUGACGUUGUCUACCUGAAGGUGGGCAAGCCCACCAGUGUUUACUUAUCAGAUCCCUAUGGGCCACCUGAUAUCACGCACUCGUUCUCUCCAGCAAUGGAAAAUCAUAUCUCUUCCGUGGGAAACAACGGCACUCUGGAAUACAAGUGCAGUCUUCCCCCCAUGCCCAUCUCCCCCGGAAGAUACUCCCCCCUCCCAAACCAGCUACUCGGGGAAGAGGACAUAAACAGGUUGGAUGGUUUUUCCUUCUUACGAAAUGCCUCAAUAGAUGACGGGGAGGGUCACAGGUUUGAUUCGCAGCACUUCCAGUUGAGGCCUCCUGAGCCAGUUUACAGCACUGUGAACAAACUGUGUGACAAAACACCUUCUCCCCGCCGCUAUUCCCCCAUGGAGUGCGACAAAAGCCUCCUCCACUCCAUACCCUUCCCUCACUAUCACUUAGGCCUGCUCCCUGACUCCGAGAUCACCAGGGAUCCCAGGAGGAUGGUCCUCCACAAGGGCUCCACAGGCCUGGGAUUCAACAUCGUGGGCGGGGAGGACGGAGAGGGCAUCUUUGUCUCCUUCAUCCUGGCGGGAGGGCCCGCCGACCUAAGUGGAGAGCUGCGGAGGGGAGACCAGAUCCUGUCGGUUAAUGGGAUCGACCUACGCGGGGCCACCCACGAGCAAGCGGCUGCAGCGCUAAAGGGGGCGGGCCAAACGGUCACCAUCAUUGCCCAGUACCGUCCCGAGGAACUUGCUUUGUGCUCCCCGCGCCGGGCCCCUUCGCCAGCACCAGAGUACGGGCGCUUCGAGGCCAAAAUCCAUGAUCUGCGGGAACAGAUGAUGAACCACAGCAUGAGCUCUGGGUCCGGAUCCCUCCGAACCAAUCAGAAACGCUCCCUUUACGUCAGAGCACAGUUUGACUAUGAGAAGGCCAAAGACAGUGGCCUCCCUAGCCAAGGCCUCAGCUUUAGAUACGGGGACAUCCUACACGUCAUCAACGCCUCAGACGACGAAUGGUGGCAGGCCCGGAGGGCAACCCCCGAUGGGGACAGCGAGGAGAUGGGGGUCAUCCCCAGCAAGAGGAGGGUUGAGAGGAAAGAACGAGCACGUCUAAAGACAGUGAAGUUCAAUGCCAAACCUGGAAUCGAUUCAAAAGGGUCAUUCAAUGACAAGCGUAAAAACAACUUCAUCUUUACACGAAAGUUCCCAUUCUACAAGAACGAGCUGGGUGAGCAGGAUGGCAGUGAUUCCGAACGGAGUCAAGAGGACAUGAUUCUCUCUUAUGAGCCUGUCAUUCGACAUGAGAUUAAUUACGCCAGACCCGUCAUAAUCCUUGGACCAAUGAAGGACAGAAUCAAUGACGACCUGAUAUCAGAAUACCCUGACAAAUUUGGCUCCUGCGUGCCACAUACCACUCGUUCAAGAAGGGACUACGAGGUCGAUGGGCGGGACUACCAUUUUGUAAUGUCCAGAGAGCAGAUGGAGCAGGACAUCCAAGAGCACAAGUUCAUAGAGGCGGGCCAAUACAACGACAAUCUGUAUGGAACCAGUGUUCAGUCGGUCAAAUAUGUGGCUGAGAGGCAGGGUAAACACUGCAUACUUGACGUGUCGGGGAAUGCCAUUAAACGACUACAAGUAGCACAACUCUAUCCCAUUGCCAUCUUUAUAAAGCCUAGAUCCAUCGAUUCAUUAAUGGAGAUGAAUAAGAGGCUAACUGAAGAGCAGGCCAGGAAGACAUUUGACCGGGCCAUGAAGCUGGAGCAGGAGUUUGCCGAGUUUUUCACAGCCCUUGUUCAAGGGGACACCUUAGAGGAAAUUUAUAACCACUGCAAAAUGGUGGUAGAAGAGCAUUCAGGACCCUACAUCUGGAUCCCGUCAAAGGAGAAAUUAUGAGAACACACCACUUUGGCAGGGAGAUUGGACUGCUAGAAACAAAAUACUUUGUAACAUAUGAUCAAUUGUAAUGGCAAUUUAUAUUGUUCAUAAUUAUAGCCAAUUAAUAUGAUUUUUUUUUGUUAUUGAUUAUUUUAUUUUUUUUCACUUUCAAUAUGAAUGUUCCUGAAUGUACACCACAAAGUUCAAGAAACAUUUUUGGCCUAAGAAAUGUUACUGUUUGUAUAUUUAAUGAUUUUUAUUUUUAAGAAAAAUGUUAAGGAAAUGAAUUUUAGAAGAUGGCAGAUACACAAGUCAUUGCCACACCAACAAAGGAGGGGAAGGAAAUAAUAUCAGCUUCUUUUGCUUUUCUCCACCCAACAGCUAGACUUUGUGUCCUCUGACGCUCACCUCACAUCAAUAGUUGACAUUUUGUGUGACUUUGGCAUCUAUGCACUCACAUGGCCCUUGUACACAGUUCAUCAUACUCCUGCUAUUUUUACAUUGUUAUUUUGUAUUAAUUUUAUUAUGUUGUGAAUCCAGAUUUGUUGGACAUUUUUAAUUUGAAUAAGAAUUUUCCUCAACUGUAUUGUUUAUUUUGCGGAUUCUUUCAUAAAAAAACAAUUAUUGUUGAAAUGCUUUGAGAGGGCACAACAGCACAGAAAAUAUUUAUUAUAAAGAUGUAUAACUUUGAUUAAACAUUUUAUUUGAAAAAAUGUA
This is a messenger RNA of Salvelinus fontinalis (brook trout), 5347 nucleotides long. It is a transcript of the gene dlg2, whose product is annotated as discs, large homolog 2 (Drosophila). Bases 1499 to 4648 code for a protein of 1049 amino acids. Gene Ontology annotation, cellular component: postsynaptic density membrane; neuromuscular junction; neuron projection. Gene Ontology annotation, biological process: chemical synaptic transmission. Gene Ontology annotation, molecular function: kinase binding. The record is from RefSeq and is a predicted model, not a curated record. Lineage: Eukaryota; Metazoa; Chordata; Actinopteri; Salmoniformes; Salmonidae. The transcript has 29 exons.